Molecule: messenger RNA, 711 nt
Organism: Parathielavia appendiculata
Lineage: Eukaryota; Fungi; Ascomycota; Sordariomycetes; Sordariales; Chaetomiaceae
Exons: 1
Coding region: 259-630 (123 amino acids)
Source: RefSeq, a predicted model, not a curated record
GAUCUACUGGACCUCGGCCGUGUGCUGCUGCAUGGCGCCAGGACCGCCGGCGUGCAGCGGCUGGACCUAAAGACGGGAAAUGAUCCCUCAGCACCUGCACAGUACCGAGACGCCAACUGUUGAUCCUGACAUACUAGGCGGUUGACAAGGGCUCUUGGCGGGUGUUAUAUGAAACCCUGCUGAUUAGCUGCAGUCAUUUGCUGCGUGUCGUUCGGAGCUCGAUGUGUUGAGAGAGAUCAAGGGCUAAUAACGGAGUUGAUGUCAGUGCAUCGCUUGAACCGACUAGUCUUGAGGAGAAUCUCAAUAUUGGUAGCUUUCGUUGCAGUGCACUCUUCGGCCGCUUCUGUCGGGGCAGGAACCCAGGGUACAUACAGGCAGGUCAUAUGUUAUCAAAUAUUUUGUGGUUUUGAUAUGGGCAUUUAUGAUCCUGGCAACUGGAUGACGGACGCUUGGCGUGAGUUGACCAACCAGCUUCCGUGGCAAAUGAGGCUCUUUGUUCCCGUCACCUGGCGGCAACUAUAUUCCAUCCCUGACUCGCUCGAUGCGCCUGCCGUCCCAUGUCCCGUCGACUUCGAAGGUAUCGAAGGAUUGAGUCGCAGCACUCCGGCGAGGAGCGGUCGGCGAGACUAGAAUGGCAUCAUUCAGAACACUGCCUCCGCGAAACAACGCCCUCUCAGGAUUUUUUGGUCUGCAACCCAUUGCCUCACUGAG